AUGAAGACUGACUUGGUGGAAAUCUCAGGCCAAAAGGAAGAGGCUGGCAAGGAGAAGGAGGUGCAUGACAUAGAGGCAUUAAACAAGCGAGGCAACCUGGAAUCCAACAGGGAGGAUGGCAGAGCCACUCUCAUCCUGACCCUCACCCUCUGCAAUGUGAGGAAGACUGAGCUCUCUAAGGCAGCCAAAGUCUUUGAGAUGUUUCAAACUCAGAUCUGUCACUUCGAAACCAGACGAGCCAGAAAGCCCAAGAACUCUGCUGAUGAUCUUGACAUUUUUGUUGAAUGUGAAAUUCACAGUGCUGAUGUUAGCCUCCUUCUCACCUCCUUAAGGAGAGUAGCAGAAGAUGUGAACGCUAGCAGACAAGAAAAAGUGCCUUGGUUCCCCAAAAAAAUCCAAGAUCUGGACAAAUGUCACCAUCUGAUCACUAAGUACGAUGCCAAUUUGGACCAUGGUCACCCUGGAUACGCUGACCUGGAGUAUAAGAAAAGGAGGGAAUUCUUUGCUGACCUUGCCUUUAAUUACAGAUCAGGAGACCCUUUGCCUGGCAUCGAGUACACAGAGCAGGAAACCGCAACUUGGAGAGAAGUCUACAGGAAGCUGAGCAGCCUUUACCCUACCCAUGCCUGUUCACAGUACCUGGAUGCUUUCCAGCAGCUGGAGAAAUACUGUGGCUACCAAGAGGAUAACAUACCUCAACUUCAGGACGUCUCCAGAUUUUUAAAAGAAAGAACAGGUUUCCAGCUGAGACCAGCUGCGGGACUGCUGUCUCCUCGUGACUUUCUUGCCAGUCUGGCAUUUCGUGUCUUCCAGAGCACACAGUAUAUAAGGCAUUUCUCUUCUCCUAUGUAUUCCCCGGAACCAGACUGCUGCCAUGAGUUGUUGGGUCAUGUUCCCAUGCUAGCUGACAAGCAGUUCGCCCAGUUCUCACAGGAUAUUGGACUGGCUUCUCUUGGAUCAUCUGAAGCGGAGAUUGAGAAACUGGCCACACUUUAUUGGUUCACUGUGGAGUUUGGUCUCUGCAAGCAAAAUGGAUCGAUCAAAGCUUAUGGUGCAGGACUCCUUUCAUCUUAUGGGGAGCUUAUGUAUGCUUUAUCAAACAAGCCAGAGUACAAGCCUUUUGAUCCAGAAGUGACUGCAGUUCACCCCUAUCAGGAUCAAGCCUUCCAGCCUGUCUAUUUCAUAGCAGAAAAUCUAGAGGAUGCCAAGGCUAAACUUCAAAACUAUAUGAUGAAGAUCAAGAAGCCUUUUUCUCUGCACUACGACCCCUAUACCAGCAGCAUAGAGGUCAUGAACACACCUCAGAAAGUCAAGAGGGUACUCCGUCAAACUCAAGAGGAACUGAAAAAUUUCUGCUUGACCCUAGAAAACCUUUCUUAAAACUAAAGCAGUACACCUCACAUGGCACUGAGACACUUGUAAACAAUUCCAGUGCUUGAAGAUUCAGUAGUGAAGUUGUAGUUGCAUGUGAAAAUUAUUAACCCACAAAACAGCUCUGUCAAGCUUAUCUUUUCAAUGCAAUUUAGGCUGCUUACUUAGCCACUCUAAUGAGUCCCUGUUGAGUAUGUUUCAAUGACAAACAAGACCAAAUUACUUCUAUCUUUAGUAGGUGAUAUUGGCUACAACCUUUUGGAAUAUAUUUAUCUGUUAUUAUUGGACUCUUACAUGUUCUUUUUUAUUCACCUGCCACCUUUUCAAUUUAUCUGUCCAAAAUUGCACAGUAACGCUUCAGCUACACAGUCUUUUACUUGCAGCUUAAAUGACAUGAUCGCAAUCCUUUAGGUUGGCUAGCUGUCUACAGUUAGCAGUCCUUACAACUAGCUCGUUUCUGCUAGUAAUUACUAUCAGCUAUUGUGCUCACAAACUAUGAAUGGCUCUCCUGCAGUGUGUGAAGGAAAGAGUUUGUGAGAGGAACCCUUUAUUUCUGCUCACUAUUUAUUUUUUAGAUCUUCAUCUCAUUCAGUAGCCUUCAAAUAUCGCAAAAUAAUUGUCAUAUUUGAGAUCACAGAAUAAUUGUCCCUUGGAUAAAAAAAAAAAAAUAAAUAGAGAGGCUGGUUCAGGAAUACAGGAUGAGGCAUGUGCUUAGAAGGGUUGCCUCUCCUCUUAGCAGCAGCACAAGCAGAUGGAGUCAAGGCAGUUUACAGGCACGGCGUAAGAAAGGGCAAUGUGGAUCUUGUGGCUCAAGCUGGGUAGUGGUGCUCCUAUGCAGCUUAGCAGCUCUACUUAUUUUUUCAAAAACAUAUUUAGCAUGUGGCAGGCAGCAAGCCUGUCCACUACUAUCCACUGACAGCCAAUGUACAUGAUCUGAACUCUGAGGUAAAUGUGAGGUGGUUUGGGAUGCAAGAGUCAUCAUCUCUGCCUUAGCUGGUCACUGUGGAAUAGAAGCAUGUACACAGAAUGUCACAACGGAACAGUUCGCAUGAUGUUACUUCAUAUAGAGGUUAUCUCACUGUAAUUUGUCCAUGUGCCAGGCUCUAAAGAAACUCUCUUACUGAAAGUUAACGGGAUUUGAUGCGUUUAAUCUUUGUGUCUAUAGGCACUUCAAAAAAUUUUCCCAUGUAAUAGUAAUAGAGUAUACAAAAUAUGUG
Cuculus canorus (common cuckoo) is the source of this 2588-nucleotide messenger RNA. Its product is annotated as tyrosine 3-monooxygenase. Gene Ontology annotation, cellular component: cytoplasm; perikaryon; axon. Lineage: Eukaryota; Metazoa; Chordata; Aves; Cuculiformes; Cuculidae. The transcript is spliced from 12 exons. Bases 1 to 1380 code for a protein of 459 amino acids. The record is from RefSeq and is a predicted model, not a curated record. Gene Ontology annotation, molecular function: iron ion binding; tyrosine 3-monooxygenase activity. Gene Ontology annotation, biological process: dopamine biosynthetic process from tyrosine.